This is a messenger RNA of Ziziphus jujuba (common jujube), 4471 nucleotides long. RefSeq names its product indole-3-acetaldehyde oxidase-like. The coding region runs from base 189 to 4307 and encodes 1372 amino acids. The record is from RefSeq and is a predicted model, not a curated record. Gene Ontology annotation, molecular function: oxidoreductase activity; FAD binding; 2 iron, 2 sulfur cluster binding. Lineage: Eukaryota; Viridiplantae; Streptophyta; Magnoliopsida; Rosales; Rhamnaceae. The transcript is spliced from 10 exons.
CCGGCAAUGUCUACAAUAGUGAAUCUAUAUUUGUUUUUUUUUUUUUUUUUUUUGAUAAAAAAUAUGAUAAUAUAUACCUUUUUUAUUAGAAAAAGUUGUGUCUUUUGCCUAUAUUAUUGUUAUUCUUUCACCAAGACUUGGCCGGCAAUGUCUACAAUAGUGAAUCUCAAACUGGGUUGCUUUCAGAAAUGGCGGUGGAGACGGAAACAGGAACAAACGGAAGUUUGGUACUUGCUGUUAAUGGUGAGAGGUUUGAACUUCCAACCAUUGACCCUUCAACCACGUUGCUUGAGUUCUUGCGCUCACACACUCCCUUCAAAAGUGUCAAGCUCAGUUGUGGUGAAGGAGGCUGUGGUGCCUGUGUUGUGCUUCUGUCCAAGUAUGACCCUGUGCUUGACAAAGUAGAGGAUUUUACCAUAAGUUCGUGUUUGACACUACUCUGCAGUAUAAACAGAUGUUCAAUUACAACAUCUGAAGGCCUUGGAAAUAGCAAAAAUGGGUUCCACCCGAUUCACAAAAGGUUCUCUGCCUUCCAUGCUUCUCAAUGCGGCUUUUGUACUCCUGGAAUGUGUGUUUCUCUCUUUGGGGCCCUUGUCAAUGCUGAAAAACUCAAUCGGUUGGAGCCCCCUCCAGGGUUCUCCAAGCUUACUGUUUCUGAAGCUGAAGAAGCUGUUGCAGGGAACCUCUGUCGCUGUACUGGUUACCGAUCCAUUGCUGAUGCCUGCAAGAGUCUUGCAGCUGAUGUUGAUAUUGAGGAUUUGGGGUUAAAUUCAUUUUGGAGAAAGGGAGAGAGUAAGGAAGUAAAGAUAAGUAAGUUACCUUUCUAUAACCGUGAUGACAAGUUUUGUACCUUUCCAGAGUUCUUAAAGAAGGAAAUCAGGUCUGGCAUCUUUUUGGAUUCUAACAAAUAUAAUUGGUAUAGUCCUGCUAGUGUUGAGGAGCUUCAAAGCUUAUUGAAAGUUAAUGAUAUUCGCAAAGGGUGUGAGAAUAAAAUAGUAGUUAGUAACACAGGAAUGGGAUAUUACAAGGAAGUAGAAAGUUAUGACAGAUAUAUUGAUCUGAAACAUAUUCCUGAACUCUCAAUACUCAGAUUUGAUCAAACAGGAGUUGAGAUUGGAGCAGCUGUAACAAUCUCUAAAGUUAUUGAAACUUUGAAGACUGAAAACAAGCAUCAGUUUCUUCCUACGGAUGAGAUUGUGUUAAAUAAACUUGCCAACCAUAUGGAGAAAAUUGCUUCAGGGUUCAUCAGAAAUACAGCUAGUGUGGGCGGAAAUUUGGUGAUGGCACAAAGAAAACAUUUUCCUUCAGAUAUUGCUACCAUACUUCUUGCUGUAGGUUCAACAGUAGAUAUAAUGAGUGGUUACCAGUUUGAAAGAAUUACAUUGGAGGAGUUUCUAGAAAGGCCUCCAUUAGAUUUUAAUAGCAUACUUAUAAAUGUUAAAAUCCCAAAUUGGGCAUCAAUAAGGAAAGUUUCUCCAGAAAACAAUACUACCUUGCUGUUUGAAACCUAUCGAGCUGCACCCAGACCUCUGGGAAAUGCAUUGCCUUAUUUAAAUGCUGCCUUCUUAGCUGAAGUUUCUCCAUGUAAGACCUCUGAAGGAAUCAUGGUGAAUCACUGUCAGUUGGCUUUUGGUGCUUAUGGGACGAAACAUGCUAUUAGGGCAGGAAGGAUUGAGGAAUUUUUAAAAGGAAAAUUGUUAAGUGAUGAUGUUUUAUAUGAAGCUAUCAAAUUAGUUAGAACUAUUGUGGUUCCAGAAGAUGGCACUGCAUAUCCUGCUUAUAGAUCAAGCUUGGCUGCUGGUUUUCUUUUUGAGUUCUUUAGCUCCCUGAUAGAUGGUGGUGCUGAAAUUACCAAUAGUUUCUUGGAUGGAUCUGGUAGUACUUCAUUGCUUAAACAUUCUAAACCAGAACAGAAAGAUGACCAAUAUUACCAGAAGAAGGUUUCAAAAAUGCUUUCAUCUUCAAAACAGGCUCUGGAAUUAAGCAAAAGGCACUAUCCAGUUGGUGAGCCCGUUACAAAAACUGGGGCUGUUGUCCAAGCUUCAGGUGAAGCAGUAUAUGUAGAUGAUAUACCUUCCCCUGUGAAUUGCUUACAUGGAGCUUUCAUUUACAGCACAAAGCCUUCUGCAUGGGUGAAGAGUAUAGAAAUCAACCCAAAAUCAAAUCCAGGUGGAAUUGCAGCAGUUUUAUCUUUUAAGGACAUCCCUGAACGUGGGGAGAAUGUCGGGGCAAAGUCCGUGUUUGGUACUGAACCAUUGUUUGCUGAAGAUGUUACUCAGUGUGCUGGUCAGCGUCUUGCCUUUGUGGUUGCAGAUACACAGAAACAUGCAGAUAGGGCUGCAAACUGUGCAGUGGUUGAAUAUGGAAUGGAAGAUCUAGAGCCACCUAUUUUAUCUGUUGAAGAGGCUGUUAAAAGAUCUAGUUUCUUUGAUGUUCCUCCAAUUCUUUACCCAAAACCAGUUGGUGAUAUAUCGAAGGGAAUGGCUGAAGCUGAUCACAAGAUUAUUUCUGCUGAGAUCAAACUUGGUUCUCAAUACUAUUUCUAUAUGGAGUCACAAACUGCCCUUGCAAUUCCAGAUGAAGACAACUGCAUCAUGGUUUAUAGUUCAAUUCAGUGUCCUGAAUCUGCACAAAUCGUUAUAGCAAAGUGUCUGGGUAUACCUGAACAUAAUGUCCGUGUGAUUACAAGAAGAGUUGGAGGUGGCUUUGGGGGAAAAGCCAUACGUGCCAUGCCUAUUGCAACAGCAUGUGCACUUGCAGCACACAAAUUACACCGCCCUGUCCGGAUGUAUCUGAAUCGCAAGACUGAUAUGAUAGUGACAGGAGGAAGGCAUCCCAUGAAAAUAACUUACACUGUUGGAUUCAAAUCUGAUGGAAAGAUUACAGCUUUACAACUAGAUAUAUUGAUUAAUUCAGGGUUUUCACCAGACAUAAGCCCAGUUAUGCCGCACAAUAUAUUCAGUGCACUUAAGAAGUAUAAUUGGGGUGCUCUAUCUUUUGACAUAAAGGUAUGCAAAACAAACCUCACAAGUAAAUCUGCAAUGCGGGCCCCUGGAGAGGUACAAGGAUCAUUUAUUGCUGAAGCUAUAAUUGAACAUGUGGCAUCAACCCUUUUACUGGAAGUUGAUUCUGUCAGAAAUGCAAAUCUUCACACGUAUGACAGCCUUAAAUUAUUCUAUAAGGAAAGUGCUGGUGAAUCUCUUGAAUAUACUUUACCCUUAAUAUGGGAUAAAGUGGCGGAGUCAUCAAGUUUUAACCAAAGGGUUCAAAUGGUAAAUGAAUCUAAUAGGUGUAAUAAAUGGAAAAAAAGGGGUAUCUCUCGUGUACCAAUUGUGCAUGGAGUGUUAUUGAGGCCAACUCCAGGUAGGGUAAGCAUUUUAAAAGAUGGGUCUGUUGUUGUUGAAGUUGGAGGGAUUGAGCUGGGCCAAGGGCUAUGGACGAAGGUAAAACAGAUGGCUGCUUUUGCUCUUGGUUCAAUCCAAUGUAAUGGAGAUGGAGAUCUCUUGGAUAAAGUGCGAGUUAUACAGGCUGACACAUUGAGCUUAAUCCAAGGGGGUUUUACCGCUGGGAGCACUACGUCAGAAUCAAGCUGUGAGGCAGUUAGACUGUGCUGUAAUAUGCUUGUUGAGAGGCUAACUCCUCUCAAGGAAAAGCUGCAGGAGCAAAUGGGCCCUAUCAAAUGGGAGAUGCUUAUAUUUCAGGCGCACAUGCAAGCUGUGAACUUAUCGGCAAGUUCUUACUAUGCCCCUGAUAUGUUAUCAACUUCAUAUCUAAACUACGGUGCAGCAGUGAGUGAGGUUGAGGUGAAUCUUCUUACUGGAGAAACCACAAUAUUGCAAGUCGAUAUAAUCUACGAUUGUGGACAGAGCCUAAACCCUGCUGUGGAUUUAGGACAGAUUGAGGGAGCUUUUGUUCAAGGAAUUGGGUUUUUCAUGUCUGAAGAAUACCUUACAAAUUCUGAUGGAUUGGUAGUUGCUGAAGGUACAUGGACUUACAAGAUUCCUUCACUGGACACCAUACCUAAACAAUUCAAUGUUGAAAUAUUAAACAGCGGACAUCACGAAAAACGCAUUCUUUCUUCAAAAGCUUCUGGUGAGCCACCAUUACUGCUAGCAGUUUCGGUUCAUGGCGCCACAAGAGCUGCUAUUAAAGAAGCAAGAAAACAGCUGCUUUCAUGGAGCAGCCAAAAUGGGUCGGAGUCAAUAUUCCAGUUGGGUGUUCCUGCUACCAUGCCUGUCGUGAAGGAGCUUUGUGGACUGGACAUGGUGGAGAGGUACCUGGAAUGGAGUUUAGGCAGCAACAAGUGAAGGAGACGAGAAAUUCAAAGGAGCUUCUGUAUUUUUAUAAAAAAAUAAUAUUUAUUUUUAAUUUUUUUGAGAGAGUAUUUAUUUUUAAUUUUAAAAUAAUAUAAAUCCAAUAACACGAUAAAACAGAGUUAUUGAUUUUAUAUAUUUAUUUAUUUAUUUUUUUU